Molecule: messenger RNA, 3381 nt
Organism: Procambarus clarkii (red swamp crayfish)
Lineage: Eukaryota; Metazoa; Arthropoda; Malacostraca; Decapoda; Cambaridae
Source: RefSeq, a predicted model, not a curated record
ACCGCUUGCUAGGGUGCAGCAAGCACUUGUGCAUUCCCGCCACCCUACCCCGAUUGUGGCACCCUGCACGGCUCACACCAUGAGUGUGGGACGUGCUACCCGCCACUAGUGACAACAAUCACCCUCGUCGUAGUGAUUGUUUCUGUGUUUACACAUUUUAUCUUUCCGAAUAUCAGCAGAUAACAGGUAUAGAGAGGGUAAACAACUUUAAUUACUAACUUUCUGCAUGGAUUCAAAGUUGGACUGUUUGCCCCACAUCCCUGCGCAUGCACGAGGACCUGAAACACUGCGACUGUGUUGCGUUCGUGAUAUGAACGAACAGACUUUUACCGGCAUAUGACCCCCCCGAGCGGCUUGGUGCAUGAGGCAGCAACAGCAGGAUAGUGUUGGUGAUCUGAACCACCACACACACACACACACACCCGUCCGGCGUCGUCUCCUGUCGACCACGACGCGCGACUUGAUGCAGGGUGUAGCGGCCUUCAGUAAUCCACUGGCCGUUAUAGUGAGUUCUUUAAUUCGGCAGCAAUGUGAACGUGAGUGAUCAGCAGUGAAUCAGGCUGUGAGGACAAGGGCCCGCGCGGGCUAGUCAUGGCGCCAGGCGAGGCGGCCUCUGAGGCUCUGACCGGUGACCAGGAUGUCGUGCCGGAGGAACCCGCAGGGGACAGGCGACGUCGGCUUGUCAUGCAGGUGGCGAUGGUGUCGGGGGCGAGCGUGGCCCACCUGGGGCUGGCGGUGGUGGCCGCCUGGCCCAACCCAGCUGUGCCGGACCUCCAACGACACAACACCACCAUCUACGACACCGCCAUCACCCUCACCAGCUGGCAGCUGGACAUGUUAGGUAGUAUAUUGGCCGUGGGCAACCUCCCCGGGACGUGGUUCUGGGGAUGGCUGGUGGCGACCAUCGGGAGAAAGAAGUCCAUGAUGCUGUUACUGGUGCCGUACACCUUAGCCUGGCUGCUCCUGGCUCUCGCCGUCAACCCUACCAUGAUGCUUGCUGCCAGGGUUGUCCACGGAAUUUGCGUUGGGGCGACGUUCGUAUCAGCGAGCACCUAUAUUAUCGAGCUGCCAGACACGGCCAUCCGAGGAGCCCUGGCCACCAUCCCCAGUAUAGCCCUUAGUCUGGGCUACACCCUCACCGCCGCCCUGGGUCUGGUCCUGCGCUGGUUCGAGAUAGCGUUUGUAGGUUUAGCUGUCAUCGCAUUGCACACGACAAUAAUGGUAUUCCUGCCUGAGAGUCCGUCCUUUUUAGCCAUCAAGGGACAGAGGAUAAAGGCUAAGAAAAUCUUGCUGAAACUUCGAGGUCCGAGCGCCAACGUAGACGAAGAACUGCAAAAUCUCUGCGAUGAAAACAAAGAUACUGCGAAAGAACCUUUCAUCAAAGUCCUUCAGGAUUCUUACAUUUUAAAGUCACUUGGAAUUGUGAUUACACUGUUCUUCGUCCAGAACUUCUGCGGUCUGAUGGUGUUUUACGUGAACAUGACGCGCAUUUUCCUGGAGGCAGGGUCGACCCUGAGCGAACAUGUGGCCAGCAUCCUGGUGUUUCUGGUCCAAGCAGCGGGCACCGUCCUUGCUUGCAUCUACCUGGACCGCUUCGGCCGCCGGGCAUGUAUGGUGGCCUCCUUAGCAGUCAUGACGUUAUGCCUGCUCGUCAUGGGAACUUAUCACCACUUUAAAGAUGCUGUUGAGACAGGAAUCGACUCAGCAACAGCGAACACAACAAUGCUCGUUGCUGAAGACAUCAUGGAAAAUUGGUCCGCCACCACGACCUCGUCCUUCAGCUGGGUGCCGCUGGCCUGCCUCAUGCUGUAUAUGUUCGCCUCCAGCUGCGGUGUCGGCCCGGUACCCUCGCUACUCAACGCCGAGUACUUCCCUACAGCAGUUCGAGCGCAGCUGUCUGGCUUAUGUAUGGUGGUGGGCAGCGUCAUCAACUUCGCUGCCCUGCAACUCUUCACACCCAUGCAGGUCGCCCUCACCUCCGCCGGCCUCUACUGGUUCUACGCAGCCGUCUCCGUCGGUGGCAUUGUGUUCACCUUCGCCUGCGUCAGAGAGACCAAGGGCAGAGCUCUCGGUUGAAGCUCAUCUCUUGGCUUAGUGCGAGGUCGAAGGAACGUUUCUCAUGACAUCUGUAACUUGUUUUUUUAAUGAGUUGAGCUUAUCUAAUAUAACUUUUUAUUGUUAUGCUAAAUGAAUCACCAGUUAAUUCUCUACGCAUCCUGAGAGUUUGGAUUGUGCAGUUUGUGCCAAAGCAUUUGCAUUUUGCCUUUUUAUUUUUAUAUAAUAUAGAAAAUGAUUAUAGCUUGUUGAACAUGAAGGCCAGCAAUAAAUGGCAAAACCUAUUUGGUGAAGAAUUAGUACUGUUUAAUAACUUCAUAAAAUGGGUAAAUAACCGCUAUCUUUACUUUGGUCAGUUAACUAAUAUUUUUCUGCUGUUAUAUAUAUAUAUGAUUGAUGUCAAGAGCCAAGUCACAUAUAUGGUUGGUGUAAAGGCCGGACAUAUGUGGUUGGAGCCAAUAUUUCAUAUAUAGGGAAGGGAAGGCAGGAGUGGAUAGGCCAAGGAAAGGCAGGAAUGGCCAGGACAGGACAAGGCGUAGUCAUAACAAGGCAAAGAAUGUUUAAGGUUAUUUCUCGUCUUCGAAAAGUCUGGAUGAAGGACAGUUAUCUAUGCAAAACCAACAACUGUCGUCAAAAUACAGUGUUUAUAUAUAUAUAGUGGAACUUCGAGUGACGAGCAACUCGUUACAAGCAUUUCGAGUAAUGAGCAAGCCACUCACAGAAAAUUUGUCUCAACUGACGAGCUUUCACUCGAUUAACGAGCGUUCCCGCUGGUUCUCGGACACCUUCGACUUGUUUCACAAGAGUUUUCCACAUGACGAGCUCAAGUGCCGUAAUGGAUUAAAUUCGUUAAAUUAACAUGUGAUGAAAAAUGUAACAGUGUCAGAUCACGAAGGAAGAAUUGAAACAGGAAUUUCCUUAAGUUAAGUACUUUCGUAUUUAAUAAUACAGCUUCAGAAGGAUACUCAUCCUUCUGAUGAUGUAUUAUUAAAUACGAAAGUACUUAAGGAAAUUCCUGUUUCAAUUCUUCCUUCGUGAUCUGACUCACAUUUUUCUUCACAUGUUAAUUUUCGUGAUUUACACACACACAUAUAUAUAUACUGUAUAUAUAUCGAUCUAUGCUGCACGUUGGGCCUUGACUUACACCAAGAACAAUGAACAGGGAUAUAGAUUCGAUCCCAUUGUAUGACCUUAAUAUUUUCAUUAAUACUGUAAAUCACGUUCUUAUGACUUAACUGAUUGCUGUAAAGAAAACCUGAAUAGUUGACAAUAACAUGGAGAAAGACUGCUAUGACUAUUGCUGUUAACAAAUAAAGUUUACCCAGG